CAACAGCAGCAGUAGCAGCUCUGCCUUUGUGUUUGUCUGUGUGUGAAGAAAAUGUAGGGCAGCCGCUUGUUCUCCCUCCCUCUACCAUCUCUCUCCCUAUCUUUUCCUCCGUCUGUCUUUGUUUCCGCGUUGUGCUGGCGUAGCUGCAGUCGCCAAGGCGACGGCUGACAUUGUUGCCUCGGCUCCACUUCCGUAUUUGCAGAGGCUUUCUGUCCCUGUCUUUCUCUCCCUCUCUGUCUCGGUUUACCUCAAGGAUUUACAGAGGGAGCAUGUAACCUCCCUAAGGAACCAUUAUCUGCGUAAGGGUGUGUGUGUGUGUGUGUGUGUGUGUGUGUGUGUGUGUGACGGAGAGGUGAGGUGUCUUCAGGAUCCAGACAUGAAUUCCUGUUGGAAAAUGAAGAUUCAGAAUGAAAAGCCUCUGGGUCAUUCUGCAAGCAGGUCCAGCAAUAUAUCAAAGGCGGGGAGCCCGACUUCAGUCAACGCUCCAUGCAGUUUCUCAAGGACGUCAGUUUCUCCCUCCAGCCAGGACAUCUGCAGGAUUUGUCACUGUGAAGGGGAUGACGAGAGCCCUCUGAUCACACCAUGCCACUGUACGGGGAGCCUGCGCUUCGUCCACCAGUCCUGUCUACAGCAGUGGAUCAAGAGCUCUGACACUCGCUGCUGUGAGCUCUGUAAAUAUGAGUUCAUCAUGGAGACCAAGCUCAAACCGCUGCGCAAGUGGGAGAAGCUCCAGAUGACGGCGAGCGAGAGGAGGAAGAUUAUGUGUUCGGUCACCUUCCAUGUCAUCGCCAUCACCUGCGUGGUGUGGUCGCUCUACGUUCUCAUCGACAGAACAGCGGACGAAAUCAAACAAGCCGGAAGAAUCCCAGGGAUCCUUGAAUGGCCUUUCUGGACCAAGCUGGUGGUGGUGGCCAUCGGCUUCACGGGUGGACUGGUGUUUAUGUAUGUCCAGUGCAAAGUCUACAUUCAUCUAUGGAGGAGACUCAAGGCUUACAACCGGGUCAUAUACGUCCAGAACCGGCCAGAUACGUGUAAAAAGCUGGCGCUGGAGAAGCCGCCUCUAUUGGAGCCAAGUCUCGAUAACAAGGAGGCUCUGGCCCCAACCCAGUCGGACACAAACUCCUCCCAGUACACAGAGACAGAGGACUACAGUUUGGAAGUGCUCCAUGUCUGACCACUCCAUGCCAUUGGUUGUCCUACUUAUACACACACAAACAGGCAGCAGUUGUGGAAAUGCUCUGUGGCUGAGGAACGACAAGACCCUCCCCUUUUCCUGAUGCCCGACCGACCCACCGUCCUCCUCCUGGUCAUCUAAUAUUCCUGAAACUCCAUCCACAGAGACAGACGGACCAAGACCUUGUGUCUUCUUCUAUCCACAUUCCUCCUAUCAUACCUUAUUCCUCCCUCAACCUGCGCCCUCAAUCCACACACUCGCCUCUUUCUUUUCCCAGGACCAGACAGAAUUUACUGACUUGUGUAAAUUUGUGAAGAGGCCUGGAGCAUACCACUAUAUAUAUAUAUAUUACACACACACACACACACACACACACACACACACACACACACACACACCCUUUUAUGUACACCUCUGGGAGAGCAAGACUGAGACGAAAGGACUCCCAAACGCUCCGGAGGUCUACACGUCUCUGAUGUGUGGUUUGUUUACUUGUGAGUUUGUUAGAUUUGUUCGUUUUUACCUCCUGUGAGUCUUGGGCUAACCUGCCGUGGAUCAGUAUGUAGCGCCGCACAUCGGAUCUCUGGAACAUUCCAGCUACUGCCAUCUGUGUUGCUGGUCUGAAUCCGAUCAGGCCUUGAUCUGGACAAGCAUCGAAGCACUUUUGUUUUUUAGUUCCCAAAACAAAUCCCCCUCCCUUUCUCUUUGCUCCUUUUUUUGUCUUUAAUAUGAAUUAAGUCGUAUAGUCUUGUACAUGGGGGAGAGCACGCUCAAAAUUGGAAAUGUUUGUUUCCUGUUUUAUUUGACAUUGCAUUUCCUCAUACACAUAUAUUAAUCCUCCCAUUUAUGACAAAAAAGGAAUUGGGGUUAAAAAGUGGAAUCAUGCUGAAGAAACAUUUGAGUGUUAUAGUCAGAACAGGAAAAAGGCAAGGUUUGAGAAUGAUGUCAGGCUCAUAGCUCUAAUGCAGAUGGGGAAAUCCAGCCACAUGACUUCUUUACCCCAACGUGAAAUUACUGAAGGCUUUGAGAAUGUAAACUUUUUUUAAAAAAAAGAUUAUAAAAAUAAAAUAAAAUUUAAAAAAAACAAACAUUUUUACUGUCACAGGAGAUCAUUUCCAUGAUCAUAAACGAGAGCCUUUGGACAAACGGUGUUGCUCGUGUUUUUUUUAUCCUGCGAAUGACAGUGUGAUAUUCCUUGUGCAGUUUUUAAUAUGUUGAUUUGUUUGCUUAGUCACGGGAUACGCCUUGAGAAAUCUACAGCUGCCUAUUUUCAGUCUUUCCUCCCAUCGCUCCCAUUGUGCAGGUGGUAAUUGAUUGACCCCAAAUUGAUAGUUUUGAUUAAAAACCAGGCAGACUGUAACUGUGUGUAUUUAAAUUUAACUGCUUAAAAAACGCUUCAGGCUCAUUUUUGCUCUGCAUGUCUGCACAUUUACAAUCAAUCUCUUCAGUUAUGCUGACACACUUCAGCACAGUGUAUAAGAUGUGAGAUCUGUUUAGACGCGACGUAUACUAAUUACUUUUACUGUCCCCUUGUAAAAAUUCAUUUUAGAUAGGAUCAUCACCGGUACAUGUCUUGUUUCUUCUUGCCAGACUCAUAUCACAUGGUGGAGGAUGUCUAUUUUAGCAUUCAAGCACAAAGACAGCUAGUGCUUUGCCUCUCAUUUGUGCCUUAUGUGGCUCAAAUCAGACAAGUUUUUCCAACACCUGAAGAAGCACAGCAUAAAUACUGUAACUGCAUUAUUUCAGUCAUUUAUUGUAGGUCACUCUCAUGCAUCAACAAACAGAUAAUUUAUUUUACAAUAAAAGCAAGUAAUGCUUCCAUACAUUUGCUGCCUGUGACAGAUUUACAGCAUCCGUAUCAAUAUCCCUCAUUGACAAGCUGACUAGUGCGCCACCUGCUGUUGUGAAGCUCUAGUUGCAGUCUGCGGUAGGCAGCAGUUGAUUUCUCAGAGCAAUGUGUUUUGGGCUUUUGUGUAUGUGGGAGCACAGCAAUGCCAGGCUCAUGUUGAGCCUCACAGCCAUUCCAGCAACACACACAUUUUUAAAAACUAGUCUUUGAUAUACUGUCUGUGAACACCGAUGGUCCAACCACAUCUGACCAUGACUGCUCAGCAGCAGCAAUAAAUGAAAUCUGCGCUUUGUUUUUUGCAACAGUGCAUACUGUAUGUGUGUAUACGCCCCAUGGUGACUUGAGAUCUGGAGUCUAACAUAAUUUUAAUACAUAAUAUGAGCCGAGGGAGCUGUUGUGUGUCAAGUUGGAUUAAGACCUAGUAAUGAGAAGCUUCUCUGAAACUUCAAUACCCACGAGGCUCAGUGCAAUUAGACAGAUAAAAAGUGCAAUUACCCUUUUUGUUGUUAUUCUAUUAUAUAGUUAUGUAAUGGUGUUUAAUGUCCAGGGUUUCCUCUGGGUAUAAAAUCAUUAUUUCUUUAUUUUGUGUUGUAUUUAUUUUUAAAAGAAAACAGAGUACAACUUGUUCAUUUAAAAAUCCCCUUUCAUAAGUAAUUUUAUGCAACUUACACUUUUUUUUUCCCCCCAGGCUUUUUGUUUUGCGUUUAAGUUUGUCAUUUAGAUAUUAAACUUGUAAAAAAAAAAAAAAAGACUUGGUUGCUCGACCUUAAUGUGAAUAUCUGCUCUUCCUUCUGGCUUUUUAAAUUGCUUGAUGAAUUUUGUUUUAAAUAUGCAGAAUACAGACAUUUAUUCAUAGCAUCAAAUUCAAACAUUUCAUGUGUUCCACAUAAAAACAACGUGGAACAUUCAGACGUAUAGUAAGAUUUAAAGAUGGACUGGAGAUUAUAGACUUUUUUUUUUUUUUUUUUUAACUCUCUACUCAUAGGAGCUGGCUCCUUUCAUGAAGUCUGAGAAAGAGAUGAUGUAGUCUAGAUGAAGAUUGAGACCACUUUAGGACUCUUUUACAAGCAGGCAUAAUUCUCUCUGAGAGCAGCUUUUUCUUUUACUUUCUUGGUGUUUAUCACCAUGAUCUUAUUUCUCUAUUGUGUAAUUCUAUUGAGCAGGACAUCGAUUGAGAGGGAAAAGUACUUUCUCUGCCUCACUGUCCCAGUAUUUUAGGUUUAAGUCAAAAUUUUUCUAUCUGUCUUUACCCUGUCGCUUACAUUUUAUCUUGUCUGGGAAUAGUGUAACUUGCAUAAAGCUACAUUCGUUUACUACUGACUGGACUUGAACAUAUAUGACUGUUUCCCUGUCUUAUGAUAUCAUUCCACAAGUGUGUCUGUGAAUUUACUUUGAAAUAGUAACUGUAAAGAAUUUGGUAAAAGUACUUUGUUUGUUUUUAAAAGAAAUAUUGAUGUGUUUUCAGUUUAACUACCCAUUAUUGAACAAAAGUAUGUAGAAUUAAAAAGAACAACCAAAUAAAAAUUAAGUUACUUUUAA
Molecule: messenger RNA, 4562 nt
Organism: Micropterus dolomieu (smallmouth bass)
Lineage: Eukaryota; Metazoa; Chordata; Actinopteri; Centrarchiformes; Centrarchidae
Gene: marchf8
Product: membrane-associated ring finger (C3HC4) 8
Exons: 7
Coding region: 377-1174 (265 amino acids)
Biological process (GO): immune response; antigen processing and presentation of peptide antigen via MHC class II; protein polyubiquitination
Cellular component (GO): late endosome membrane; cytoplasm; early endosome membrane
Molecular function (GO): ubiquitin protein ligase activity; MHC protein binding; zinc ion binding
Source: RefSeq, a predicted model, not a curated record